This is a messenger RNA of Heterotrigona itama, 2204 nucleotides long. The record is from the annotation of a GenBank genome assembly. NCBI's taxonomy places the organism in Eukaryota, Metazoa, Arthropoda, Insecta, Hymenoptera, Apidae.
AUGGAUUCGUAUGUCCCGAAAUGUUGCAAUAUUUCUACAUGGGAAGUCGACGCCGGCCGUUAUCCAAACAACCGGUAGCUCUCGCGGAGAGGAAAAAACUUUCCCGUCUGCAAUUGAAAACCGUCCCCAUUUGAAUGUCGAACUUUCGAAUGAACAUUUUCAUAAAUAUGUAUCGCGGGCUGCUGCUUUCUCGGCUUUUCCACUCGGCGUACGUAAACCGUUCUUUUUUUUUUUCUUCUUUUCUUUUUCUUUUUUUUUUUUUUUUUUUUUCUUGCUGUCUACCUAUCUAUCCCUUUUUUUCUAACCACCUGUCUUCUCUUUCUUCUUUCUUUCGCCAGGAUUUACAUCGACAUUAAGUACACAAUUAUUGCCGACAACUUGAUACCGAUAUUUCAUCUAUUAACUAAGCUUCUUUUGAUAAAGUUAGUCAGAGAUUUACUUUCUCAACGGGGAGUCUUCGAUUCAUUCAUUUGCCACGGAAAGAGUCAUGCUUUAGAGCAAUGUAAAAUUCUUGAUGGAUUCUUCGGUAAUAUUUUUGACGCGAGGCCUGUUUGUCUCUAUUCAGAUUCAGGCAACGUGACAUUAAUUGACUGCGCUUUGAUGAAUUGAUCGCUUCUUUAAUUGCUUGAUUAAAUCUUUCAUUAUCGGGAAUUCCAACAUAGAUCCAUAUAAAUUUCUUCUCCUUUUAGAACGAUUGAAUGAUCUCCCCAAGUUUUGAAGUUUAAUGUCGUUAUUUUACAUUCUUUUCCAUUUCUCUUUUUUGUUUUUGUUUCUCCCCUUUUUUUUUUGUCAUCGCGAGGAUAAAGUGAAUAGCACGCAAUUGCGAUAAACUAUUAAAGCUUGAUUAUUGGAUUACGCAAACCAUGUCAUCCCUCGUUCAUCUCGAUCCGGAGAAUCGAUUCGUGCGCUCGUUCAGUCGCGUCGUGAGAAUGCACGCCGGAAUAAACCGCUUUACACCGUGAAAAAUCGUGUUUUACAUUAACAUUUGUUAGGAACCUUGCAAUAUCAACUGCGUCAUGCUAUAUAUUCGUAUGUAUAUUUUUUAAUGUUACCGUGCGAAACAGUUUUUAAUUUUUUAAUAACCUAGUGAAACUAAUGAAACCAAUAGAACGCGGUCCAGCGUGUGUAUCUUUCUGUAUUUAGAAUUAUUUAUAAAAAAAAUAUAUCACAAUCAAAUCAAUGUUUUAAAAUCUGACAUUCAAAAGAUAUUCGUGAAUAGACUAAGGAGUUUUAUGCAUAUUCGCAGUUCUCUAAAAAUAUCAAAAAAGACAAAACCUAGUCCAAGAUUUGUUUUACUUAUUGAAUAUUAUAGCGAGAACAUUGCUUUGGAUAUUUCUAGUGCAUGCCGUACAUUUUUGUAUUUAUUGCAUUUACACAUUUUUGCACAUAAUGUAUGUUCUGUGCAUUUUUACAUUUCUUGCACUUUUUCUCUUUUUUUUUUUGCAAUUACAUAUUUUCGCGUACAAUGUGCGCUCUGUGCAUUUUUGCAUUCACAGAGAAAAAAAAAAUACUACAGUUACUUACAAAAUUCGAUAUUCAUAAAUGAAGUGCGAAUCUUUAUGUAAAUUCAGUUCCAUAGAAAUAUCUUUUAAAAAGUGAAACCCAAGUCAAGAUUUUCUAUUAAAUAUUACAACAAGAAUUUUACUGUGGUUACUUUAUAUUAUUCUAAAAUAUAACUUUAUAUAUCAUAUUAUUUGCAUCUUUAAAUUUGGUAAAAAUGUAGAAAUCCACAAGUCUGUUCGCGAAUUAGUAAUGAUUAGAAUCAAAGAAACUACGUGUUACGAUCAUUUAAAAAAGUGAGCUUAAAAUAGUUAUCAAUCACAAGGUACUCCUUAUCCGUCAAUUAUGAUCUGCCGAGUCAAUUACAAAGAUUUUCAUUAAAUGAAAUAGGCAGCUGGCACGUUCAUCACAAUUACGACGAGGUUACUGAAAGCCCAGAAAAGUCGACGAUAAUGGUGCGCUCCAGUAAGAAGUUUAUUGCUUCUGCAAUAAACGAGAUCGAAUUUGAAACUGAAAAUAUUCCGUUCUUUCCUGUUCACAAAGGACAAACGAAGAGAACGAAGAAGGGUAAGAAAGGGAAAUGGGAAAUAACGAGGAAAAUAAAGAACGAUAUUUCGUUAAACGAAGGAAACAUUUUAUGGCUCGUUUUUAACAAAACAACGGGAAAAAUAGCCAAAGCGAGUGCCACGAAUUCUUUAAACUAA